Molecule: messenger RNA, 2174 nt
Organism: Agelaius phoeniceus (red-winged blackbird)
Lineage: Eukaryota; Metazoa; Chordata; Aves; Passeriformes; Icteridae
Gene: NXPH1
Product: neurexophilin 1
Molecular function (GO): signaling receptor binding
Source: RefSeq, a predicted model, not a curated record
UCGGCCCCUCUAGGCUCGCCCAUGGAGCGUCCCGCGGAGCCCCGUCCGCCGUCGGAUCCCCCACGCCGCUGGUGAGAGCUCUGCUUGUUCUGUAAAGUGGAUGUCAGGUGGAUCUAUGUUCUGGAAGGAACAAAGAGGCAGCGAAAGCAGCGCGGGGGAAGUUUGAGCGGCGAGGAUGCAGGCUGUGUACUGGUACGCGGUCCUUCUGCUGCAGCCCACUCUCUACCUGGUUACCUGUGCAAAUUUAACAAAUGGAGGAAAAACAGAACUUCUAAAAUCAGGAAGCUCCAAAUCCACACUAAAGCACAUAUGGACAGAAAGCAGCAAAGACUUGUCCAUCAGCCGACUGCUGUCACAGACUUUUCGUGGAAAGGAAAAUGAUACAGAUUUGGACCUGCGAUACGAUGCCCCAGAAACUUAUUCUGAGCAAGAUCUCUGGGACUGGCUGAGGAACUCCACAGAUCUGCAAGAGCCUCGGCCGAGAGCAAAGAGACGGCCCAUCGUCAAGACUGGGAAAUUUAAGAAAAUGUUUGGCUGGGGAGAUUUUCAUUCCAACAUCAAGACUGUGAAGCUAAAUCUGUUAAUAACAGGGAAAAUCGUUGACCAUGGCAAUGGGACGUUUAGUGUUUACUUCAGGCAUAACUCCACUGGUCAAGGGAAUGUAUCUGUGAGCCUAGUGCCCCCUACAAAAAUAGUGGAAUUUGACUUGGCACAACAGACAGUGAUUGAUGCCAAAGAUUCCAAGUCCUUUAACUGUCGAAUCGAGUACGAAAAGGUUGACAAGGCUACCAAGAAUACACUCUGCAACUAUGACCCUUCAAAAACCUGUUAUCAGGAGCAGACCCAGAGCCAUGUGUCAUGGCUCUGCUCCAAGCCCUUUAAAGUAAUCUGUAUUUACAUUUCCUUUUAUAGUACAGAUUAUAAACUAGUACAGAAGGUGUGUCCUGAUUACAACUACCACAGUGACACACCCUACUUCCCUUCAGGGUGAGGACCAACUUGUGUCUGAGACUGAAGCCUGGGGAAUAAAAGAGGUCGAAUAACAGGGCUGUAACCUCAAGGAGGAAGGCCACAUCUAUUGCCUGGAAUGUGUCUACCUGCUGCUGCUGAUGUCAAAUGGCUGCAAAUAUGUUAGUGGAAAACAAUCUAAUGUAAUUUUUGCCCAGUCAGCUCCAUGUAUCCAUCUAGGUGUAAAUCACUAUGGAUUUGAAAUAAAACCAUACAUAUACACAGAGACACACACACACACGCUUUUCAGCUCACGUUAUUGAGAUUCCUGUUAAGAAAUCUUUCAUUGUCUGAUAUCUAAGGAUUCAGCAUAACCUAUCAUCAAGCAAAAUGGAUUAACUAGACAGUACAAGGUUUCUAAGGCAGACUGUUAUGGAAAUCUCCUUGAAAGUCCUUUGAGUACAUGUCAAUCAAUAAUCCCCACUCAUGCAUUCUACUGCUUGGAGCAGCUGUACUGGUAAAUAAUACUGUAGGAAUAAGUACUUGUUAAAAUGGGAAAAAGUGUGUUUAGAGUUCAGUAUUCCGUAUUAUAUGAACACAGCAAAGUGUUGUGACUUUUCCCAGCACACAGUAGGCACAUUCAAGGUGGUGUUGGUGGCUCUUUUUCCAUGGAGCAAGCCCGUUUCUAGUAAAGAUGGGCAAACAUUUGGAAUUUACAUGUGAGCAGACAUUCUGGUUUAAUGUUUCUCUGACUCUUUAAGCUCUGAUUCUUUAAACUUGUUUGAGUUUAGGCCAGCUAAACUACUUAAAAACUGGAAUUGAUCUCUAAGAAGGAAAAUGCCUGGCGGAGAACAUGUAAGUUAUAAGUGGCUGUCUUAUCUUUAUUACAAAAUAUUGUAACAAAUUCAAUAUCCUAGUCUUCAUUUGUAUGAAUGGUUUGUAUUGUACAUAAUUUAACCAGUGUUAUUUGAGCUGCUUAUUAAUAUUAACUUGUAAUUGUCUCUCUGCUUGUUAUUGUUUAAAACAAUCAAGGAAAUGAGGAAUCCAUUUUAUCAAUGUAGCUGUAAACUCCAUUAAAAGACAGAACUAUGUACAAAGCAUUUAUUCAGCUAAAGUAUUGUUGAAAGCUAUACAUAUACAACAUUACAGUCUGUCUGUAUUUAGAUAUUUUAUUUCCAGAGGAAAAAAAAUGAACUGUACAUAAAAAUAAAAAAUCUUAAAGUUGA